AUGCUAGGUAUACGGAAAACCUACAUCCAAAAGCUUGAAUACAAUAUCCUCCUCCCCUACGAAGUCUUAGACUGGAUCGCACGCAAACACCGGGAGAGUCCUGAAAAUUAUAGUACAGAUAACCCUAUCCGAAAGGACAACGAUCUAGCUUUUCAGACAGCUAUGGUGAGCCUUUUCCAAGAGCUUCAAUCAUGGGAUCAAAAUUCCCGUCUGAGAUUAAAUCUGGCUAUUCGAGGUCGUCGGCAAGGUCUUGCACCGGAACCACAUACUCAGCACUCAGAAAUCACCGCUGACUAUCGUUGGGAUUAUCGAGAUGGGCAGCGCGGUUUCCAAGGAUAUGUCGGAUCUACCAUCUCUUCCGUGCAUUGA
Messenger RNA from Penicillium vulpinum, 369 nucleotides. RefSeq lists its product as uncharacterized. Lineage: Eukaryota; Fungi; Ascomycota; Eurotiomycetes; Eurotiales; Aspergillaceae. The record is from RefSeq and is a predicted model, not a curated record. The transcript has 2 exons. The coding region runs from base 1 to 369 and encodes 122 amino acids.